UUUUUAAAAUUUAUUGUUUUCAGUUACGAAACAAUAAGUUUACGAUUUCCAUAUCUCAAUAAAAUAGUUGAAUGUCAAAUAUUAAUUGCUGCCGCGGCAUGCAAGCAAUCUGUGUUAUCACAUUGUCCCUGCUAGACUGCAAAGGUUAAUAAUAUGUCAACGAUUUCAAUGCAUGUGUCUCGCUCAUUCGCUCUCGAUAAUAGUACGUUGACGGUAAGGAUACUUUUAUACCACUGUUUAUGAUACGAGGACCGUAUUAUAAUAAUUAAAAAAUAAUAUGUGCAAUGCUUUGGUCCAAUUCGUUCGGUUUGGUUUGCUUCGAUUCAAUUUGGCCUUAUUUUUCACACAUAUUGGUUACUGGCUUACUGGACGAAUGCAAGGGUAAUUUCGGUUUAGCAUAGAUACCAUGUCACUUGAAUUUUAUGCACGAUUGUUUAGAAGAUCUUUUUUCUUUUUUUUUGGGUUUGAUUGGGUUAAUAUUCUUCCUACAAAAUUCCCAAAAUACCCUUUUUUAAUCCUUGUAUUUUACUCUAAACUAGGAUAAGAUACUCUGAGUUUAUUUGUAUAUAUUAUCAACAGUUUUUAUAUAUUUGAUCAUUUUAUUUAUAUAUAUAUACAAUAUUUUUUGUUAUUAUUGUAUAAUUUUUUUUUCCGAUUGACCGAAUCAAUUUUUAUUAAAAAAUUAUGGAACUAAACUAUAAUUAAUAUAUCAUUGAACAUAUUUGACAAUAAACAAAUUAUGACAAAAAAAAUUUUCACCGAACACAUUUUCUAAAAAAGUGAUCAGUACUGUUUUCACAGUUAAAUUAUUUUGACAUUUAUCUUCCAUAUGGUUUUGAAAGGUUUCAUAUCAACCAUUUAAUUGAUACAUGACAUUUUAAUGGUUUUAGUCGUAUGUUUAAGGAAAACCUACAUUUUUGUAAUUUAAACUCAAUUUAAAAAAUUUAAAAUAUAACAUAUCAGAAAAAUAUAACAUAUAAGGUUUUUUCAUUUUUGUAAUUUAAAGUCGUUUUAAAAAUUUAAAAUAUAAAAUAUAUGGUUUCCUCAUUUUUUAAUUUAAAGGUAUUUUAAAAAAUUCAAAAUAUAACAUAUAAGAAAAAAUAUAUUUUUAUUAUAUGGUUAAUAUGAUUGUUUAAUUUUUUUAAUAAUAUAAAAUUAAACAAAAAUGAAGAAGGAUGCAAAAAUUAUUAUCAAAUCUUUAUUAUUCAUAGUCAUUAAUUGCCAUAUAAUUCUGUAGCUUUUAUUUAAGAAAAUAAUACAUGCUUCUUAUAUUUUGGAUUAAUAUAAUGAUUUAUAGUAAUUGGAUUUGGACCAAUAUUUUUUUCAAUUGAUUUCUAAGCUGACAUGUAAGCCAAAUUGACAUCAUAAUUAAAUGAUAUCUAAAUAUGAUUUUUUUUUAAUUAGUACAAAUCUAAGGCUGCAACUUUUUUAAUGAUCUUUAGUUCAUAUAUAUAUGGGAUAAUGAAGUUCAUAUAUAUGGGAUAAUGGGUUUUGAUUCCGAAGGAUCUAUUGGGGUUUCUCGUAAACAGCGAAACAGGACAGCUAUAUAGACACGUAAGGAAGAAAAUCCGACAAGAAUCAAUUUUCUCGUGAUACUUUCUUCUUCCAUCUCUUUCGUUCUCGUUUGUGACCAGAAGGCGAUCAAACUCAAUCAUCAGAACUCCAUAUGCCUCUCUUGAUAUUUUUUUGACUUCCUAUCGACUUCUCCACUUUGUCAACUGUUCAGGGCCUGAGGAUGAGUUAUGUAUUUCCAUGGCUAUGGAAGGUAGAAAGCAGACGGCUUCUAUGGCUAUUGGGACUCACAUUUGCUCUCAUUGUCACCUUCCAAUACGUCGAGCUACCAUACUCUAUCUCCUCUCUCUUCUCUUCCACCAAGAUGCCCGUUUCAAGAAACUCAACUUCACUUAUAGGAGACCGUAAGCAUCAUAAUUAUCAUAACUUGCCUCCACCAAUGGUACCGAGCUUCUCCCAAAAUAAUGCUACUUUGGUAGAUGAUUCUGACAAAGAAGUUGAGGUUGAUAAGAUAUUUGACAAAGAAGCUGCAUUCCAGCCUUCAUUACCUACUUCAAAUUGGUCCCCAGUAAAGGAAAACGCAACCGCCCCUGCCGCUAGUGUAGAGGCACCAGCUGCAUUACCUGGUUUAAGACCGUCUCCGGUUAAGGAUAACGCAACAGUACAUUUGCCUAGUGCGAAGGCCCCAGCUGCUUUACCUGGUUUAAACCACUCUCCUUUAAAGCAAAACGCUACACUACCUACAACUAGCAAAGUACAUGACAAGAAUUCAACUAAAGAAGAUGUUGGUGAUGCUUCUCCUGUUGUGAGAUUUGUACCUGACAUAAAGGAGAACGCAAAAACGACUGAUUCAGGAGUGAUGUCCAUAUAUGAGAUGAGCAAGCAGCUGCGUCGAAACCGUAUUUCUAAUAAUCGUCUUGCGAAGAAACCAAAAUGGGUUACUAAACCUGACCUAGAGCUUUUACAAGCAAAACAUGAGAUUGAGAAUGCACCAAUUGAUGACAAAGAUCCUAUCCUCUACGCUCCUCUUUAUCACAAUGUUUCCAUCUUCAAACGGAGCUAUGAGAUGAUGGAGAAGAUGUUGAAGGUUUAUGUAUACAAAGAAGGAGAUAAACCUAUAAUGCACACUCCAAGACUCGGAGGGAUAUAUUCAUCCGAAGGCUGGUUCAUGAAACUUAUUGAAUCUAACAACAAAUAUGUCACAAAGGACGCUACAAAAGCUCAUCUUUUCUACUUACCAUUCAGUUCCCAGAUGCUCGAGGAGACACUAUAUGUAAAGAACUCACAUAGUCACCGCAACCUCAUUAAGUAUCUCAAAGGUUAUAUUGACUUCAUUUCCAUAAAAUAUCCUUUUUGGAAUCGAACUUCUGGAGCUGAUCAUUUCCUUGCCGCCUGCCAUGACUGGGCUCCAUCGGAGACGAGGAAGCAUUUUUCUAACAGUAUAAGGGCGUUGUGCAACUCAGAUGUUAAAGAAGGCUUUGUCUUUGGAAAGGACACAUCUCUACCCGAGACAUACGUUAGAGAUCCCAAAAAACCACUAAGUAACAUCGGUGGCAAGUCUGCGUCCAAAAGGCCAACACUAGCUUUCUUUGCUGGACAACCCGAUCACGGGUACGUUAGGCCAAUACUACUCUCUUACUGGGCUAACAACAAAGAUCCUGACUUGAAAAUAUUUGGGAAGCUUCCAAGGUCUAAAGGAAACAAGAACUAUCGUCAGUUCAUGAAGACGAGCAAGUAUUGUAUUUGCGCUAAAGGGUAUGAAGUGAACAGUCCUAGGGUGGUGGAGGCUAUUUUCUAUGAUUGUGUUCCAGUCAUCAUAUCUGAUAACUUUGUGCCACCUUUCUUCGAGGCUUUGAAGUGGGAGUCGUUUGCGGUUUUUGUGUUGGAGAAAGAUAUACCCAACUUGAAGAAGAUUUUGAUGUCUAUAUCGGAACGUAGGUACAAGCAACUGCAGAUGAGAGUGAAGAGAGUGCAGAAGCAUUUUUUGUGGCAUGUGAAGCCUGAGAAGUAUGAUAUGUUUCACAUGAUUCUUCAUUCGAUUUGGUUUAACCGAGUUUUUCAAAUUUCGGUUUAGAAGUUCUGUUUCAAACAAUUCAUUGUACAUUUUUUUCAACAGAUGAAAUUCUUGGGAAAAGAAAUCAUAUUCAUUUUGGAAUCUUUA
Messenger RNA from Brassica rapa (field mustard), 3673 nucleotides. Its product is annotated as probable glycosyltransferase At5g03795. The record is from RefSeq and is a predicted model, not a curated record. Lineage: Eukaryota; Viridiplantae; Streptophyta; Magnoliopsida; Brassicales; Brassicaceae. Gene Ontology annotation, molecular function: glycosyltransferase activity.